Saccostrea echinata is the source of this 6975-nucleotide messenger RNA. RefSeq names its product DNA excision repair protein ERCC-6-like. Bases 11 to 5737 code for a protein of 1908 amino acids. The record is from RefSeq and is a predicted model, not a curated record. Gene Ontology annotation, molecular function: ATP binding; DNA translocase activity; ATP-dependent chromatin remodeler activity. Lineage: Eukaryota; Metazoa; Mollusca; Bivalvia; Ostreida; Ostreidae. The transcript is spliced from 31 exons.
UUCUGGCAAAAUGGAAGAUGAUGCUUGUCAGGGACUGCACAAUUUAUCCAUAAGUGAAGAGAGUACGCUUGCACAAUGUAUUCAGGAGAAGUAUUCCAGAUUGAUUCUCCAGUCAAAAGAGCUGGUUUCUCAGGGGAAUGUUCACAAGGCCCUCCAACUGAACAAGACAGCUUAUAGGCUGUGUCCCUCAGACAAAUUACAGCGUAAAAUUCAGCGUAUGCAGGCAUACAUUGAGGAAAUUUCCACUGACGUUACAAAAGGUGAUGAAAAAAAUGAAGUCAACAGGACUCCAUCUCUCAAAAAUGAAAAUGAAAGGACCUCGCCCAGCUCCUCAGUCAUGGAAGGGUCACCCUCACAGAUGGACAAAGUCGUGACAACCGUUUCCUCCCCCUCAGUCCCUGCAAUGCAGAACUUGUCAGAGGAGGAUCAGGUCCAGUAUGCCAUGUUGAUAUCAGAAGCUGGUAAAAAAGUGGAGGAGAAAAAAAUACCACAGGCUCUUUAUCUUAACAGAAAGGCCCUGAAGAUUGCUUAUAGUGAUAAACUGCAGCGGAAAAUUCAGCGUAUGGAGUUGUAUAUCCAGCAGAACAACUUAUCAGAACUUUCAGAUAGUUUAGAAAAAACCAGUGAGAUGACAAAUUCUGAAGAAAAACAAAUUCCAACAUCAGUGCAAUCAUCAGUGCCGAAAGUGAUGGAAACAUCAGAUGAAAGCUCAAAAACAGAAGAGGAAGAGCAAUCAAAAUUUGCCAGACUAGUGUCAGAGGCCAAAGAUUUGACCUCUAAAGGUCAAGUGAAGGAGGCUCUAGACUUGUACAAAGAAGCAGCAAAGAUAUGUCCAAGUGACAAACUUAGUCGUAAAAUGGAGAGAAUGGAGGAUUAUUUAAGGCAGAAUACAACUGCAAGUGAUUCUUCAGAACCAAAGAUCCCGAAGGAGACGGGAGAAAUGGAUGUAGCCAUGGAAACAGCUGAUUCAUGCUCUACCAAAGGGGAAAUAAGCCCAACAGAUCCAGCAGCAGAGAACCAGUACACUAAGCUGGUAUCUAGAGCUAAAGACCUCACUGAGAAUGGACAUGUGAAGGAAGCUUUAUGUCUGUACAGACUCGCAGCUGAAAUCAAGCCUAGCGAUAAACUGACUCGAAAAAUGCAGAGAAUGGAGGACUAUCUGAAGCAGAAUGGUAUGUCUGUAGAUGAUGUACAGCCAAGUAAAGCUGAGACAAUAGAAAAGACGCCCACAGAAAUGGAGUGUGAGCAAGGUGGUCAAUCUACAGAAAAUGUCCCUCCAAAAUCAACAGACAGAGAUGUUAAUGAUUUAAGUGAGGAGGACCAGGUACGAUUUGCUACACUGGUGUCCAAAGCCAAGGAACAGACACUGCAGGGGAGGGCAGCCGAGGCUUUACAGUCUUAUAAGCAAGCAGCAGAAAUAUGCCCCAGUAACAAACUACAGGGCAAAAUCCAGAAGCUUGAGACUUUUCUGAAAGAAUCGCAGAAGUCAGAUGUGGACAGAAAUGUGAAUGUUGUCAAAACUCCAAUGACAAUUGUAAGGUUACUUACAGAGGGAACUCCAAAAAGGAGAUCGUCCAGUAGCAGCCAAUCAGGUGCCCCCUCUGUUGAUCAGCAGAAGAAAUAUAAUGAUCUUGUAGUGAAGGCCAAAAAACUAGCGACAGAUGGAAAGAUCAGGGAGGCCUUGGAAUGUAAUAAGAAAGCUCUGGCUAUUUGCUUCAGUGAAAAGCUUAAAAAAAGAAUACAGAAAAUGGAGUCCUAUCUUGCCAGUAAUGAUGAUGAGGAUGAUGAAGAACCGAGUGAGAGCGGGGGAAUGGUCCACAUGGGGAAUAGUUUCUACCUUUAUAAAGACCUGGUUAAGAACCUUUAUGCCCACCAGAAACAGGGAGUCAUGUGGAUGUGGGGGCUUCAUCAGAAACGUAAAGGAGGGAUUUUGGGAGACGAUAUGGGAUUGGGUAAGACAAUUCAGGUGAUAGCUUUUCUGUCUGGAUUGUUUGACAUGCAGAAAGUUCACUCAGUGAUGAUCGUGAUGCCGGUGUCUGUAAUAGGAAACUGGGAUAAAGAAUUGAAAAAAUGGGCACCAGGUAUUAAGGUGGAAUCCUAUCAUGGAUCAAAGAAAGAGAAAGAGCGAUCUUUAGCAAAGAUCAGACGAAAAGGAGGUAUAUUGUUGACUUCCUACGGAUUGAUUGUAACCAGCUGGGAAAUGAUGAGCCAGCAGGAUGGGCGACCAUUCAAAUGGGAUUACCUAAUCCUUGAUGAAGGUCACAAGAUAAAAAAUCCUACCAAAACAACAAAAGGGGUUCAUCAGAUCCCGGCCAGCCACAGAAUCCUUCUGACCGGUACCCCCAUACAGAAUAAUCUCAGGGAGAUGUGGUCCUUGUUUGACUUUGUACAUCAAGGGACAUUACUGGGAACAGCAAGGACCUUUAAGAUGGAAUUUGACACCCCAAUAACCAGGGCCAGGGAGAGAGAUGCCACAGCCAAUGAGAGAAGACUAGGUAUGGAGAUGGCAGAGAGCCUGAAGCAGAUUAUCUCCCCUUACUUUUUACGGAGAACGAAGGCCGAGGUUAUAGACAAAGAGGAGAAGGAUGAACUUGAUGUGUCUUCGUCUGCAAAGAGUCUGAAGAUGCCAUCAAUGACCAGGAAGAACGACCUGAUUUUGUGGCUGUUCUUGACCCCAGACCAACAGAGAAUCUACAGUGACUUCCUGUCUCUGGAUUCUGUUAAAGAGCUACUGAUGACGAAGAAGUCUCCCUUGGUGGCUCUGACUGUCCUGAAGAAAAUUUGUGACCACCCCCGUCUAUUGUCUCGGAGAGCAUGUGCACAGCUGGGACUAGACGGAGAGCACGCGUUAGAUGACUCCGCCCUAGAGUCGGAGGAAGGACACCAGUGUGCGGCCAAUGAAAUCAAGAACAUGCCAGACAAUGUAUUAAUUCAGGAGUCAGGGAAACUGAUCGUCAUAAUGGAUUUACUUGACCAGAUGAAGAGGGAGGGGCAUCGCUGUCUCGUCUUCUCUCAGUCCAGGAAGAUGCUGGACAUCAUUCAACAGCUGAUCUCCAACAGGGGACACAAAGUCAUGAGACUGGAUGGCACCAUUACUCAGCUGAGUGAGAGAGACAGAAGAAUUGCCACUUUUCAGGAGGACAUGAGUUACUCUGCAUUUCUUCUUACAACACAGGUGGGAGGUGUAGGUCUGACCUUGACAGCUGCAGAUCGAGUCAUCAUUUAUGAUCCGAGUUGGAAUCCCGCCACUGAUGCCCAGGCUGUAGACAGAGUGUUCAGGAUUGGUCAAGAUAAAAAUGUAGUCAUCUACCGCCUCAUUACAUGUGGCACAGUGGAGGAGAAAAUCUACCGCAGACAGAUAUUUAAAGACUCCAUAACCCGCCAGACAACAGGAAACUCCAAAAAUCCCUACAGGUACUUCACAAAGCAGGAGCUGAGAGAGUUGUUCACACUUGACAAUCCACGGAUCUCGAAAACUCAGCAACAGCUAGAGGAGAUGCACAGUCACCAGAGAAACACAGACUCCUCCCUGGACGCUCACAUCGCAUUCCUCUACUCACUGGAAAUAUUUGGUAUCAGUGACCAUGACUUGAUGUUUACUCGGGAGAAGUGCGACUUUGAAGACAACGGAGAAGCAGAAGUAGAACAUGGAGAAGAAUACAUACAACACAGGGUACAGAAAGCAAAGGAAUUGCUUCAGAUGGAGUCUGAUUUAACACAGGAUUUUGAACAGAGAACUGGAAAGUAUCAGAGAAAUGUCCCAGCUGGGCCAGAGGAUGCAGGGUCCCAAAAACCAUUUUCUCGGCCGUGGGCUGACUGGAAUCUCCAGGGAACGGUCAACACACAGGAGGAGGAGGAUGCUAAGGAUGUACAAGAGAUAGACUUAGAUGCUGAGAAUGUUGAUGAUGAUGAUGAUGAAGAAGAAGAGGAAGAUAAUGAUGUUAAAGAAGUGAAGGCUGAAGUGUUGGAGACCAGUCAUAUUGACCUUGUGACCCCAGAGCCCACCCCCAUCAAAGGCAGCAAUACUGUAGUAGAUCUGACAGCUAUCAUACCUGGAGUCAAAGUAAAGACAGAGCCAGAAUUAAACAAGACUGACAUCCAAAUUGAAAAUGAACAAAAUGAAAUGAUGACUGAGGUAUUGAGUCCAGGUCAACAUGUGGAAAAGGCAGCAGAAUCAGAUGAAGAUGUGCAGACCAUUGAAAAUUUGGGAAAUCUUUCUAUAAAGGCUAGUCCCAAAAGGACCUCUUUAGAUAAAGACAGUAUGUGCAUGUUAGAGUCUGAUUCAAAUGAUAGGGAAAAUAACACUUCCAAUAAUGGAGGCAUAGGUCCAAAAAGCCAAGACAAAGAUGGAAUGCAGACAGAUGAAGAUGAAGUUCAGACAUACCAAGAUGAAAUUGAGGAUGUGGAGAAGACAAGUAGUGACAUUCAAUCAAAUGAAUCAGAGAAUGACAAAAUGGAGGAAUCUAUAAUCGACUCAGAGGAUGACGAAAAUAAAGAAAAUGUUCCUCUUUCACAAAUUAUAGCUUCAGCCAAGAGAUCGUCUGAUGCGUUCAAACUGAACAGAUCAACAGAUGGUCAGGCAAGGUCUCCCCUAGCCCCCAUCCUCAUUUCUCCAGCAAUUACUGACUCUCCUGCUAAAAAGAAACCAAGAAGAAGUGUGUCUCAAAGUCCCUGGCUGACACAACCCCAUGAGAAAAAAGUGGAAAAUACUGUGAGAGAAGAGGAAGUUUUUAUAUCCCCAGAUAGGUUUCGACCUCUGAUGGGAACGAAAUCAAAGGACAAUUCUGAUUUGCUCAAAAGUAGAAGUAACUUAAAUGCUACGAUUUUAUCGGCUUUCUCUGACAGUCCUCAACCAGGAAGUUCACCUCUUGGGAGGAAAGUGACAUCAGAGUCAUUCUUGGAGAGGAAGAGGACUGGUUCUAAGCUGCAGGAAACAUUAUUGGGGGAAUCCCCGGAUCAAAGUGGUGCUACUUCUAGACUCGAGAAAAGUUUUGUGCCAAAUUCUUUACAGAAUACGCCUGAUGUUAGUUUGUCUGCCAAGGACAUUUCUGGACAGGACAGUAUAGCCAUAGAAGAAACUGAUGAAGAAUCAUCCCCUGCCAAAUACAUGUCUAUAUCCAAGUCAGAGAGUGUUGUUGAAAACAGCAUGCUGAGUGAUGAAGAAAAACACUCAAGUGACUCUGAUAACUGUAAGCCUUCAAAUAACCAGUCAAAAAUAGAGAUAGAUUCAGAAGAUGAUUUGCCCACAUUUUCUGUCAAGAAGAAAUCUGUGAAAAAGGCUGUGAUUGUGAGUGAUUCUGAAAGUGACACUAGUGAUGUGAACCCUGGGGAGGAGGCACAGAGAAGUAUGGAACAAGAAAACAGAAACAAAAGGAAGUCUUCUGAGUCUAACAGUCUAUCCCAGUCCAAAUAUGCCAUGCUGUCCAGCUCUGACAAUGAACAAGCUGAGAACCAGGAGGAUUUGAGGAGUGAGGAGUCUGGGAACAAUGAGGAUUCUGAAGAUAUAGAUGAGGAUUCUAUAGAUAUAGAUGUGGAUAGUGAAGAUGAAGAUUUCCUAGAUCUUGCAGAAAAUUUAAAAGAACAGUAUCUAAUGACAGUGAAAAGAGCAAAGGAGUUGUACAAAUCCAGAAACUAUGAAGAAUGCCUGGCCAAUGCUUUACAAGCUUUGGAAAUCUACCCAGAGAACACAGCUUUACAAGCGUUUGCCCUCAUGGUAAACAGCAAGAUGGAGGGAUAGAAUUCUCACACAUUCCGGUUGAUCUGUUCAUAUUGAUCUCAAACAUGGUACAGGGGAAGGUGAUAACUCUUAAGAUUGCAUGAUGGUGUUUUAUAAUGGAUUAAGUAAUAAAGUAAAAUAAUAUGCAGUCUUUUUAACAAUGCUUUCAUUGGGAUCACCUGGCAAAGAUUUUGCUUUUUAUUUCUUUGGAAAUAAUUAUUUUUGAACAGGUAUCAGUGAAUACAUUUGUUUAAGUUGAUUUGUGUUUGAUAUGAGAUCUAUAGAAAUAGUUCAGAAUCUGCUGUUGAGGAAAUUUAAUGCUUAUCAUUACAGUAUACAGGUGGUAUACACACAUGUACAUUGUAGCAUUAAGAUUUUUUUUAACUGUGAACGCUAUAUCUACAUUUUUGAUACUAUUACAAAUACAGCAUGUUUUUUUUUUCACCAACUGAAUAUAUUUAUGCAUUAUAAGUACAUGUACUAUUCCCUUAAAACAUAAAUUGGUCACUAAUGAGUAACCCAGUGUCAAUGAGUUCUCGGUGUAAAACAUAAUGUUCAAAAAUGAAUUCAGUAUCUUUACAUUUAGCAGACAAAUAUAGGUAUGUACACUAUGUACAUACUGGUAACUGUGUAAAUUUUGUACUUAUUUUCAGAUACAUUAGAAUAUGAGCAGUAGUAAUGUUUCUGCCUAAUGAUAUGCUUUUGCAAACAUUGCAUUUGUUUGAAUCAAUUGUAGUCGUACUAAAUUGGUAUUCUCUGUGCUGAACUGAAUUCAUAUGAGCUGAUUUCUCUGUGCUUGAAAUGUAUCUUUACCUUUUUAACAUUAAAACAGACUAGACGAGAUAAAUGUGUUCAAAUUUUAUUUCAAACAAAGUUAAGCAAUUUGAGUUAUGUUAGUACAUAACUAAAUAUUUACUUGGAAAAGCUUCAUGAUGACAUUAUAGUGCUCAAAUGAUAUUCUAAUACAUUAAUAUGAUACCAGGUUCAGUAGGUGCGUUAAUAAAGAAGGUUCAGUAUCAAAUAUUUCAUGUCAUCGUUUUAGAUUUUUUAUUAUAUUAACUAUUUGUUAAAUACAAAGGAUUUAAAAAGAUUUUAGAUUCACUUAAUGAAUUCCAAGUAUGUAUAAGUUGUUCACUCCUACGUGUAGUAUAUGAUGAAAUACAAAUGUAUUUUUUCACCCUUUUGAAAAAAAAAAUUGCCAGAUAAAAGUGUGAUGCAUUGAUAUAAACAUGUAGCUUGAAUAAAUUGUUUUAAAUAAG